AUGCAAGUAGACGUUUUCACUCCAACAAACACACACGGACUGGAGCUUCUCCCAGCAAGACGCGUUUUGAACCUCGUCUCACUUUCGACUCCAGAACAUGAGGCAAUGCAAGCGAUCAUAGAGCAGGCAAAGCAAAAUGAGCAGAGGCCAUCAGAAGCGGUGGCACCUCCCGACUCGACAAGAAGGGAUAGGCGGUGUAAAUAUCGCGAAGAUCAUGAUCGUGACAGUAGCUGUGCCAUGAAAGACCUUCAGGAGUUGGUCCGAGAUGUUCAGCCCCAGCACCAUGCCCAAACGUGUGCAACCAGACCAAUUGUACUUCGACGGGAAUCACCUCCGCUUGCAGUCAUCCAUAUGAUAUACAGUUUGCCAACGCCCUCAGCCGUGCACACAAUUCAAACACACCCUGCAUCCCAGAAGCAACUCACACCGGUGAAAAGGCCGCAUGAAGCUCCGAGUAUCACCUUCGACAAUUCUGAUCGUAUUGGCAUAACAGUCCCCCACAUUGAUCCACUGGUCAUUGAACUAUGUGUCAAUCGAUUUACUAUCGAGCGCGUUCUUAUAGACCAGGGAAGUACUUCUGAGGUUAUGUAUUACAAGACCUUCAUCAAACUUGGCUUAAAUGAAUCAAACUUGUCUCCGGCUCCUUAUCCAUUAUUCAGCUUCAACGCAAAUCCAGAAUAUCCAUUGGGAAAAAUCAUACUACCCGUCCGAGCAGGCUCCUGA
This is a messenger RNA of Camellia sinensis, 723 nucleotides long. The record is from RefSeq and is a predicted model, not a curated record. Lineage: Eukaryota; Viridiplantae; Streptophyta; Magnoliopsida; Ericales; Theaceae.